AUUCUGAUUACUUGAAAGAAAGCAUCAAGCGUAAAAUUAAUUAUUGGCUUGGUAAAAUAAAGGAAAUAAAAGAUUCAGACAAAAUUAAAAAGCAAGAAGAAAUUAGGUAUUGGCUUGAUAAAAUAAAAAAUUAUGUAAACGAUAUUAUAAGACACAAAAUUCUUUAUUGGCUUGAUGAUUUGAAAGACUUAGUAGACAAAUUUAAAUGGCAUAAUGACAUAAAAGAUUCGAAAAAUGACGAAUAUAUCAAACAAAUUACGAAAAAGGCAGAAACAUUUAAACAACAAAUUACUUAUUGGCUUGAUAAAAUAAAAGGUUUUAAAGAUGAAGAUGAAAUUAAAAGACCAAUUAUUUAUUGGCUUGAUAAAU
Molecule: messenger RNA, 369 nt
Organism: Racocetra fulgida
Lineage: Eukaryota; Fungi; Glomeromycota; Glomeromycetes; Diversisporales; Gigasporaceae
Source: the annotation of a GenBank genome assembly